Molecule: messenger RNA, 1680 nt
Organism: Hermetia illucens (black soldier fly)
Lineage: Eukaryota; Metazoa; Arthropoda; Insecta; Diptera; Stratiomyidae
Gene: Idh3a
Product: probable isocitrate dehydrogenase [NAD] subunit alpha, mitochondrial
Exons: 6
Coding region: 134-1198 (354 amino acids)
Biological process (GO): tricarboxylic acid cycle; isocitrate metabolic process
Cellular component (GO): mitochondrion
Molecular function (GO): isocitrate dehydrogenase (NAD+) activity; NAD binding; magnesium ion binding
Source: RefSeq, a predicted model, not a curated record
GUUGUCAAGGUUCUGCGAACUUCAGAUCGUCGUUCGCACAUCGUCGAUAGGAAGUCAAGUGCGUGUGGUGUGUGCGAAAUUGCUUUUGCUAAUCUUAACAAUUCUAUCUAGACUCGAAUAAAUUUGUACCGGCAUGGCUUCACGUCUCAUCCAACGCAUUGUCACAGCUCCAACAUCGGGACGAGGAUUCUCGUCGAGUGUACGGAAGGUCACCCUAAUUCCUGGCGAUGGUAUCGGACCUGAGAUCUCGGCGGCCGUCCAGAAGAUCUUCGAAGCCGCCAGCGUUCCUAUCGAGUGGGAGCCCGUGGAUGUUACUCCAGUUCGGCAAGCAGAUGGAAAAUUCGGUAUCCCACAAGCCGCCAUCGAUUCUGUGAAUCGUAAUAAAAUUGGCCUUAAAGGACCACUGAUGACACCAGUAGGCAAAGGCCAUCGCUCAUUGAACUUGGCCCUGCGAAAGGAAUUCAAUUUGUACGCCAACGUUCGACCAUGCCGCAGCUUGCCCGGCUACAAAACUCUCUACGACGAUGUCAAUGUUGUUACCAUUCGUGAAAACACUGAAGGUGAAUAUUCAGGUAUUGAACAUGAAAUUGUCGAUGGUGUUGUGCAGAGUAUUAAGUUGAUUACGGAGGAAGCUUCACGGCGUGUUGCUGAGUUUGCCUUCCAAUAUGCCAAAGACAAUAAGAGAAGUAAAGUUACCGUUGUACACAAAGCGAACAUUAUGCGAAUGUCUGACGGUUUGUUCUUGAGAUGCUGUCGUGAGAUGGCCGAGAAAUAUCCUGAAGUAAAGUUUGAAGAACGUUAUUUGGACACUGUGUGUUUAAAUAUGGUGCAAGAUCCUGGUAAAUACGAUGUCUUGGUCAUGCCCAACUUGUAUGGUGAUAUCUUGUCUGAUAUGUGCGCUGGUCUCGUUGGAGGUCUAGGUCUGACCCCCUCAGGAAAUAUUGGUUUGAAUGGCGCCUUGUUCGAAUCGGUCCAUGGAACAGCUCCCGACAUCGCUGGUAAGGAUUUGGCUAAUCCAACUGCUCUUCUACUAUCCGCCGUAAUGAUGUUGAAGCAUAUGGAGCUUAACGAUCAAGCCGAUCGUAUCCAAGAUGCUUGCUUUGAAGUAAUCAAAGAAGGAAAAUACCUCACUGGUGACUUGGGUGGUAAGGCCAAGUGCUCCGAAUUCACACAGGAAAUUUGCAGUAAAAUCAAGUAAAUACCUCUUGAAACCAAUCGACAAUAGCAAGUAAUUGUAAAUGGAAGACUAUGCAAGAAAAGAUUCUUCUAUUUUUAAAUUUCUAUUUAUUUGAAACCAUCGAACUGUCGAAUAAAUCUGUUUUUAUAUGCAAAAAACAGCUAGCCAGUCUUGCAGCUAGUCCCAUUCUCCUUUAGAACAUUAUUGUAUUGUAAAAUCAAAUUUGACCUUAAACGUAUUAUAAUCAUUGAUAGCCAAUUAGUUGAAAUUGAACAAGGAAAACUUUUUAGGCGGAAUUAUUGACGUGAGAACUUACUCUAUUUGAGAGUCAUUGUUAUAUUCGCUGUUGAAAUAUAUUCUUUCAACAUCCACAAAUGUAUUAUUUCAGCCCGCAGAUGUCACUACCGCAUCGACAUGUACCAAUUAAGUUGUUAAGUAGAAUUUCAAUUAUUUAUUGUACAACAUAAAUCAGAAAAUGAUAAAUAAAAAUUGAUAUUGAUAAA